UUUGUCUUCAGUGCACCAUGACAGAAAAACACACCAAAAUCACACCUGCUAUCGUCAAGGAAACCCGCAAAAAACGCCUCAAGCAGCUGAUAAACAAACUCCACGAUCUGAAAAACGAUAAGUACCUACGAAUCAACCAUUUGGGAAAGAUUGAGUGUAGGCUGUGCUACACCACGCAUACCAACGAGUCAUCGUACAUUGUGCACCGGUCGAGCAUGCGCCACCAACUGCUGGCAGAAAAGCAGUUCAAAAGGGAUCGAAUGCUAAACAACCAGCCAGAAUACAGAAUGUACAGUGUUGGAGAUGGUGAUUAUCAGGGAUACCUUGUCAAAAUAAGGACGAAAUACGAUGUUGCGUACAAAAUUGUGAAGGCGCUGGAGCAGAAUGUUGAGCCUGUAAAUCAAAAUUACAAUUACUUGGUGUUCAAAGUGAAGGGGCACGAUAACAUCGGACUACGAGUACACGCAAGCGAGGAUUACAGGAUUACAAAGCAUUUUGAUGGUCACAAUUUCAAAUUGCAGAUUCUAUGCAAGAGAAGGGACGAUUAACACGAGAAAGGAAGCCGGUAAAAAGUUGGCGUACUAAAUCGCUUGAACAAAUCAGCAGGUACUUUUCGCACCGAAAAGAUUUACUUAAACAACCGUUGACAGAGCCCCAUCAGCAGGUAUCAUCGUGCUGCUCGGUGCACUCAUCCUACGUAAACAUCAAAGCUACCACCUCGCACACCAAAAUUAAACGAAAUAUUCUUCCUAAGCAGCAUCACAUGCGCUGUCAGGCCAAUUCAUGAGCGAAUAUGCCUGGCCGUGAUGUACGUGUCACGGAGAGACUCAUCCACUGCUGCAGAACUCACAAUCACUGUUCGGUACUUCGUACGUUUUUCACUUUCAAUUCAAGUCCCAUCAUUGACAUGCACUGCUUGGCACGGAAUAGAACACAGUCGUAGCUUCUUUUUAUUUCUGUGCUCAUUUCUACGGUCAGCAGGUAAUCAAGCAUCUCUUUCACGUACAUCACGUGUGUUUCUUCGAUGAAAUCGUUGUUCAACACUCGGUUAAGAUAAAACUCGAGUAUAAUUCGGUGAGUCGUACUGUCAGACUCGCCUUCCUUCAAUUCUGAAACGAACUUAAGCUGAUGCAGGAUGUCGUACUUUUU
Vavraia culicis subsp. floridensis is the source of this 1149-nucleotide messenger RNA. RefSeq lists its product as uncharacterized. The transcript has a single exon. Bases 18 to 548 code for a protein of 176 amino acids. Gene Ontology annotation, biological process: spliceosomal complex assembly. The record is from RefSeq and is a predicted model, not a curated record. NCBI's taxonomy places the organism in Eukaryota, Fungi, Microsporidia, Pleistophoridae. Gene Ontology annotation, cellular component: U2-type prespliceosome; U2 snRNP; catalytic step 2 spliceosome.